Penicillium canescens is the source of this 1707-nucleotide messenger RNA. RefSeq names its product flavin-containing monooxygenase. The transcript has 4 exons. The record is from RefSeq and is a predicted model, not a curated record. NCBI's taxonomy places the organism in Eukaryota, Fungi, Ascomycota, Eurotiomycetes, Eurotiales, Aspergillaceae. Bases 1 to 1707 code for a protein of 568 amino acids.
AUGGACAAACCGUUGAACACAAACCGUCCCGUCCGUGUGGUUAUUAUCGGAGCCGGAGCUAGCGGCCUGCUCAUGGCCUACAAGCUGCAGCGAAACUUUGACGACCUUGACUUUAUAAUUUAUGAAAAGAACCCCGAUGUGGGUGGGACCUGGUACGAAAACAGAUACCCUGGAUGUGCCUGUGAUAAUCCUUCCCACACCUAUGUUUGGUCGUUUGAUCCCCAUCCUACAUGGUCUAGCACCUACGCGUCUUCCAAGGAGAUAUUCGAUUAUUUCAAAGGGUUCCAUUUUCGGUUCAAUCUCAGCGAGAAAACGAAAGUAGGACAUCAAGUAAUUGGGGCAAAGUGGGACGAAUCGACUGCCAAAUGGAAUAUUGAUAUCAAAGAUAGGGCGAAGCACACUGUCAUCCAUGAUUUGUGCGACGUUCUAGUCAACGCGGGUGGUAUCCUCAAUGCUUGGAGAUGGCCAGCGAUACCUGGACUUCAUGACUUCAGAGGGAAGCUUGUACAUAGUGCGGCAUGGGAUGAGAGUCUAGAUUUGACAAAUAAACAUGUUGGAUUGAUUGGAAACGGAUCAUCUGGAAUUCAAAUUCUUCCGGCCAUCCUGCCACAGGUUUCCAAAUGUACGACUUUCAUUCGAGAGCCUUCUUGGAUAGCAAUGACCGGCUUUGCUGGUUUCCAACCGCGAAACUUCACCAGGGAAGAAAAGGCGAAAUUCGCAAAUGACCCUAAUGCACUCAAAGCAUUCCGGCACUGGCUGGAACAUAACGCCAACAAGAUAUUCCCUCUCUUCCUCGCGACUUCACCCCAACAAACCGGUGCUCAUGAGAUCUUCCAGUCGUCCAUGGAAAAUACACUGCAAGAUCCAAAUCUGGCAGAGAAACUGAUUCCAACCUGGGCCGUUGGCUGCCGAAGAUUGACUCCUGGGAUUGGAUAUUUGGAGUCCCUCACAGAUCAGAAGACACAGGUGGUCUAUGGUGACAUUGCAAAGAUCUCACAACGCGGCUGCGUGACUACUGAUGACAAGGAAUACCCAGUGGAUGUCCUUAUCUGUGCGACUGGAUUUGACACAACAUUCAAACCACGCUUUCCAUUAGUUGGCCCACAUGGACGCCAAUUGUCCGAUGACUGGAAGGAUGAGCCUCGAGGCUAUUUCGGCGUUGCAGCACCAGGAUAUCCCAAUUAUUACAUGUUCCUGGGGCCUAAUAGCCCAAUAGGCAAUGGCCCGGUUUUAUCGGGAAUAGAAGCACAGGCAGACUUCAUCUGCAAGCACAUUACACGCAUCCAACAGCAAGGAAUCAAAUCGAUCGAAGUAACCAAGGAGGCAGUAGACGAAUUUCUCGCAUUCAAAGAUGAAUACAUGAAGCACACAGUGUGGCGCGAAGAUUGUCGAUCCUGGUAUAAGGGAAACAGCGUCGAUGGCAAGAUCGUGGCACUGUGGCCCGGAAGCACAUUACACUUCAGAGAAGCCCUGAAAGAAGUUCGAUGGGAUGAUUUCCACGUGAAAUAUUUCGGCAAUCGGUUCAACUAUUUUGGCAAUGGCAUGACCAAGAUUGAGAUGACCCCGGAUGCGGAUUUGGCCACUUAUAUUCGCAAAUCUGAUGAUGCUGAGAUUAUUGGGUCUAAGUUUACUUAUGUCAAGGCCGGCCUGGAGUGCUCAGAAGGAUGGGAUACGACUGCGUUGGCUGGCACAAAGGCAAAUCUUUAG